AUGCACGUCUCCAUCACCAUAUCUUUGGCCCUGGCCCUAGGCGUCGUCAACGCUUCCACUGUCGUGGAGCGAAUGCAUACAAAAAUGCCGAUUCGCCCACAUCCGUCUGGUUUCCGUACGGUUACACUCAACAAGACGUCCACGGUGGCCAGCCUCGCCACAGGCACCGCUGCUCUCAACACGACUACCUGGCGGCAGAUUCACACUGGGUACUUGAGGCCGACGCCGCCCACCCCCACGGGGUCGCCGGGUGACGAGGAGCAGAACCCGGAUGACCUUGACACUACUUGGGCCACAACCGCCGACAUGGCAUCCCCCACCGUCACAUUCACCAAGACGACGGACGGCGUCCAGCAAACACCCAUGCCCACUGAUUGGGCCCCGCUUCCUACUCCCUCGUCGCUCAGCCAAGACGACGACCAGGACGACAAUGACUCUGACCCCAAGAUCGGUCCUUGGAAGAUUCCAGGGAACGGCUUUAACCUGCCCCUCUACGGCCCGGAGAAUAACGAUACAGGCACCAGGACACCCUUUAGCAUCGCCCCCGGCCCGGUCAUCCCGGACGAGGAUGAUUUUGACGAACUAGACACCUCAAACGAGGAAGAUAUCGACGAAUCAGAAACCCCGGAAGGGUUCAACCGGGAACUUUUGAAAGAGUUGUUUCCCGAGGGGCUUGACCAGGAGGAGGCGGACAGAAUCAGGGAUCUUUUGAAGAAUGAUUCCGAGGAGUCCAAGACCGUAGAGGAAGACGGGCGCAAGGCACAAGAUGCCUUGCUGACCCUAGCCAAUGACUUCCGGCGCUUACGUCAACUUGCUGACGCUAACUAG
Molecule: messenger RNA, 828 nt
Organism: Pyricularia grisea
Lineage: Eukaryota; Fungi; Ascomycota; Sordariomycetes; Magnaporthales; Pyriculariaceae
Exons: 1
Coding region: 1-828 (275 amino acids)
Source: RefSeq, a predicted model, not a curated record